Aspergillus chevalieri is the source of this 609-nucleotide messenger RNA. RefSeq names its product protein SYS1. The transcript is spliced from 2 exons. Gene Ontology annotation, biological process: Golgi to endosome transport; Golgi to plasma membrane protein transport; protein localization to Golgi apparatus. Gene Ontology annotation, cellular component: trans-Golgi network; Golgi membrane. The record is from RefSeq and is a predicted model, not a curated record. Bases 1 to 609 code for a protein of 202 amino acids. Lineage: Eukaryota; Fungi; Ascomycota; Eurotiomycetes; Eurotiales; Aspergillaceae.
AUGCCCCGUCGCCGUCCUCCUCCCGCGGGAGCCCGAACCGACCUUCCGCCGCUCAAAAUCGUCCGCAAGAUCUUCUUGCUCCAGCUAGGAUAUUAUGUGACCGCGACGGCGCUUAUCCUAUUCACAACGCUAGUAUACGGCCGGCCGUUCUCGUUUGACCUCCUUCUGAACUGGGAUGCGAUCAGAGGCGAUACCACCAUCGGGUGGAUAUUGGGGUUGGUGUGGAUGUUGAAUAGUCUCCUUAGUGUCAUCCUUCUCCUUCUCCUCGUCUCCCGCUCCAAACUCAUCCCCGACUUCGCCCUAACCAUCCACUUCGUCCACCUCAUCGCAACGUCCCUCUACACGCAUACGAUCCCCGCCAACUGGCUUUGGUGGGGACUUCAAACCGCCAGCGCAAGCCUUAUGGUAUUUUUGGGAAUGUGGGCUUGCCGAUACCGUGAGCUUCAGCCGAUUACAUUUGGGAUUGGAGGGGGUUCGUCUUCUUCGAGUCAGCAGCAAACGUCUGAUCUCUCAGGGCAGGGGAGUGGGGAUUUUGCUUCUGGGUCAGGAGGCAGGAGAGGCCAUGAAAAUGAGUUUGAAAUGGGGAUAAUGAAAGGGCAGGCUGUAUGA